This is a messenger RNA of Echinococcus granulosus, 816 nucleotides long. RefSeq lists its product as hypothetical. The transcript has 7 exons. The record is from RefSeq and is a predicted model, not a curated record. NCBI's taxonomy places the organism in Eukaryota, Metazoa, Platyhelminthes, Cestoda, Cyclophyllidea, Taeniidae. Bases 1 to 816 code for a protein of 271 amino acids.
AUGAAGCGACAAUUGUCGUGGACUAUCAAGAGGCGCAUAUCCCGACCCGAAAUCCCACAGGAGGAGCAUCUGCCCACUGCGGAAUUUUUGGAAGCACCUCGUAAAACCCGUUUGGAUCGGUUGGAGGGGAGUGGAAAUGGCGAAGGGGGCACGCAAGGGGAGAUGAUGGGUGAGGUCCUCAGCCCCCUGUUGUGGAACCCGCACCACCUCAUCUUCAGAGCACAAAGCCUAGUGUGUGGUAUUCUCGAGCUGCAAACAUCCCCAAUUCGCCUCGAUACUGUGCAGGACAAACUCCUCCUUAGGAGGAAGUCUGAACUUAUAAUGCAAGAGCUGACGCCUCAAAGCUACGCCUUGGGAAUGUGUGUACGUAAGGGUGGACAACAGGAGGACACUGCUUCAUCCCAACUCCAAUUACGUGAUCAUGUGCCACAGGGCUCGCCUUUAACUUUGGGUGUUUUCCCCAAGUGUUUAGUAACUUAUCAUCGACUUCGACCACUCGAAUCUAUUCAAGUCGCCAUCGAGCCUGUAUCGGAGAUCUCACCGUGGUCCCUCAUGAAGGAACAGAGGCACUUGACCUUCUUGCAAUUCAAAGUCUCCGAAUUUUUGCAUCAGGAAGUUGAGUCAGUGGAUAGUCUAGAGCUUUCCUCCAUCUACACUCUCCCUGAGUUCGCCUUGGAGACCAGUGCAACUAAUCUUCUGGGUCAAUGGGAGGAGGAGGAGGAGGAGGAGGAGGAGGAGGAGGAGGAGGAGGAGGAGGAGGAGGAGGAGGAGGAGGAAAUGCCGCAGUGUCGCACUGACCAUCACAUGUUGCCUUAA